Messenger RNA from Paramecium sonneborni, 3016 nucleotides. Lineage: Eukaryota; Ciliophora; Oligohymenophorea; Peniculida; Parameciidae. The record is from the annotation of a GenBank genome assembly.
AUGUCUAUUACAGAACUAAACAGAAUAAUGAACUAGUUAUUAAGUUCUAUUUAAGGAAAAUAAGAAAACAGCAUAUAACAAAAUGUUUUUGAUUUGUAUAAGUAUAUUUUGGAUCCUGAAUUUGACGAAUUUUUAUUACAAUUAUGGUAGAAAUUAUUUCAUUAUUCUAAGUUUUCUUUAUUAUGUUACAGAUGAUAAAAAACUGAAGGAGCUACUUUAUAAUUAUGCUUAAACAAAUAAUUCUAAUUAUUAUAGAUUAGUAUGGACUUUAGAGGCUUUAAAGGAGGAUUCGAAAUCCAAAAAAGUAAAGGAAAGUUAUAAAAGUUUUUUGAGAGUAAGUAUUUUGGAAUAUAAAUAAAUUAGUAAUUAAAAGAAGAAUUCGUUCAAAAUAAAUAAUUUUAAAUAAGCAUCCACUAAAAAAGUAAAAUAUAUUUAAAAAAUUAGAUGGAUUGAUUCAAAAUGAUAGAGAGAGUUAUAGGGAAAUAUAAGAUCUGAUUAUUUUUAAUUGAAAAGCAUAAAGUUUAAGAUUGAAAAAAAUAGAAAUAGAAAAGUAAAAAGCUUCUAUGAGCUAAUUUUUAUAAAAAAUAAAUCUAAUAAUAAAUAAUCUAAAAAGUUAUAAUUAACCUGAAUUAAGGGGUUUGACAAUACCAUUUAAUUUUGGAAAUAAAGAUUCCUAUAUAAUAGUGAAUUUAUUAGUCGACGAAUUUACAUGUUUUAAUACUGCAAAAAGAGUUCCUUAUAAAAUUAUAGUUGAAACAGUAAAGUAACAAAUAUAUUUUAUUUAAUAAUUAGUCCAUUUGAAUUAUAACUGUGCUAGAGUGAUAAUCAAUAAUCUAAAAUUCAUAUUUCAGAACUGAUUCCGAUGUAUGAUAUUGAAAAAGAGAUGAAAACAAUAUCUUAAAUUAAAAUAUAUUAGUAAUAUAAUAUAUAAGAAUUAAAAAAGUAUAAAAUUAAUACAAAUUCUAUUAGAUUNUAGUAAAAAGUUUAUUUUUAAAUAGUUUUUUGUCUAUUAAUUUAUGGAUUAUUAAUUUUUUUAUAAUUUAAAUUUAAUAAUUAUUCUUAAUGUCUAUUACAGAACUAAACAGAAUAAUGAACUAGUUAUUAAGUUCUAUUUAAGGAAAAUAAGAAAACAGCAUAUAACAAAAUGUUUUUGAUUUGUAUAAGUAUAUUUUGGAUCCUGAAUUUGACGAAUUUUUAUUACAAUUAUGGUAGAAAUUAUUUCAUUAUUCUAAGUUUUCUUUAUUAUGUUACAGAUGAUAAAAAACUGAAGGAGCUACUUUAUAAUUAUGCUUAAACAAAUAAUUCUAAUUAUUAUAGAUUAGUAUGGACUUUAGAGGCUUUAAAGGAGGAUUCGAAAUCCAAAAAAGUAAAGGAAAGUUAUAAAAGUUUUUUGAGAGUAAGUAUUUUGGAAUAUAAAUAAAUUAGUAAUUAAAAGAAGAAUUCGUUCAAAAUAAAUAAUUUUAAAUAAGCAUCCACUAAAAAAGUAAAAUAUAUUUAAAAAAUUAGAUGGAUUGAUUCAAAAUGAUAGAGAGAGUUAUAGGGAAAUAUAAGAUCUGAUUAUUUUUAAUUGAAAAGCAUAAAGUUUAAGAUUGAAAAAAAUAGAAAUAGAAAAGUAAAAAGCUUCUAUGAGCUAAUUUUUAUAAAAAAUAAAUCUAAUAAUAAAUAAUCUAAAAAGUUAUAAUUAACCUGAAUUAAGGGGUUUGACAAUACCAUUUAAUUUUGGAAAUAAAGAUUCCUAUAUAAUAGUGAAUUUAUUAGUCGACGAAUUUACAUGUUUUAAUACUGCAAAAAGAGUUCCUUAUAAAAUUAUAGUUGAAACAGUAAAGUAACAAAUAUAUUUUAUUUAAUAAUUAGUCCAUUUGAAUUAUAACUGUGCUAGAGUGAUAAUCAAUAAUCUAAAAUUCAUAUUUCAGAACUGAUUCCGAUGUAUGAUAUUGAAAAAGAGAUGAAAACAAUAUCUUAAAUUAAAAUAUAUUAGUAAUAUAAUAUAUAAGAAUUAAAAAAGUAUAAAAUUAAUACAAAUUCUAUUAGAUUUGCACAAUAGAAAAUAGAUUUCUAAAAAUUAAACAAAUCUUAAAGUUAGAUAAAACUACCGGAGAAAGAUAUUGUUGUAUCUAAAGUUCCAAAUAAAUUAAUUUGGGGAGAAGAUUGGAAUAUUAAUUAAUAAAAGAUAAAACAAAGUUCUAAAUAUGGGAAUCUGAAAUCUCAUGAUGUUAGAUAGAUUAUUAUAAAAGGAGGAGAUGAUUUAAGAAAUGAACUCUUAAUAAUGUAAAUGAUUAAAAAAAUACAUGAAAUAUUCAAACUGAAAUAGUUAAAUCUUUUUUUGAGGCCAUAUGAUAUAAUUUUAAUUUCUGCAAAUAGUGGAAUUUUGGAGUAUAUUCCAAAUACAGUAUCUUUAGAUAAGAUAAAGAGAGAAAAUUAAAAUCUUUCAUUGAAAUAAUUUUAUUUAAAAAAUUUUGAGAACUUUCAACAAGCAUAAAAGAAUUUUGCAGAAAGUUUGGCAGGAUAUUCAUUAAUUUGUUAUUUAUUUUAAUUAAAGGAUAGACAUAAUGGAAAUAUUUUAAUUGAUAAUGAAGGGCAUAUAAUUCAUAUAGAUUUUGGAUUUGUAUUGACAUUAACACCAGGUAAUAUAGGAUUUGAAUCGGCUCCUUUUAAAUUAAUAGAUGAAUAUAUAGAAUUAUUAGAUGGAAAAGGAGGUGAUUUAUUUAAAUAUUAUAAGAUUCUAAUAUUUUCAGGUAAACAGUAACAUUAUUAUAUAAUAGGGCUUGCAAUUUUGUAAGAAAAUGUGACAGAGUUAUUAACUUAUUUAAAACUAAUGCAUUUUAGUCCAAAACAUAAUCUUUUGGCUUGUUUAGAGAAUUUCAAUUUAAUUGAAUUCAAGAAAAGAUUUCAUGAGAAUGUUGAAUAAAGAGUAUUAUAUGAAAAAGUAAAUAAUCUUAUAGAAUAAUCAAGUAAUUCUUGGAAUACAAUUUUAUAUGAUUAUUUUUAAUUUUAAAGCAAUACUAUACAUUAUUGA